AUGGCUGCGCCGACCCUAACAUUACUCAACCUACCUCCAGAGCUGAUACUCGAAAUCGCUGACUAUCUGCCUCCGGAUGGUAUAUUGGCUCUCAAGUUCUCGCAUCGAGCCUUGGACUAUUCACUCCCCCUUGCACCUCGACUCAGAAAUCGGACCCUGUCGCGUUGCGCUCGUCUUGCAGUCUGCAGCUACCUCGCAAAACCAAACCCGAACCCAACCCACCUUCGUUGCAUUCUGUGCAAAGCAGUCUAUCCUCUCAAGUCCUUUCAGUCAUCGAGCAGCCCGGCUUGCGCGCCUUUGUCAUUCGCAGUUGAUGUGGGGCAAAUGGAGGUAGUCGAGCUUCCGCAAAGGCUCUGUGCCUGGCAUGUUGGCCGUCUGGCAAGAAUUGUCCAUACCGAACCUGCCGGUAAGAACAUGUGGAAGAAAUGUGUAUGCACUGUGGAGCGAUUCAGUCUUGGGCGAAGUGUGAUUGCUCGUGCGACAGCUGUUCGGUCAGAGCUGUGA
This is a messenger RNA of Macroventuria anomochaeta, 504 nucleotides long. RefSeq lists its product as uncharacterized. The record is from RefSeq and is a predicted model, not a curated record. Bases 1 to 504 code for a protein of 167 amino acids. Lineage: Eukaryota; Fungi; Ascomycota; Dothideomycetes; Pleosporales; Didymellaceae. The transcript has 2 exons. Gene Ontology annotation, molecular function: protein binding.